AUGGCCAGUUUCACCGCCCCGUCUACCAUGGGCUCUCUUCCAAGGAAGGGCCCGCCUACCAUGGACAGCUUUCCCAGGGAGGUCGAGCUCAUGAUCCUCAGACACCUGGACGACGAAGACGACAGAGACGCUUUGGUCGCGGCUUAUCCGUCCUGGAAAGAUUCGGUCGAAUAUGACAACAUGUUUACGACGGUCAAGGUUGACCCUUCGGGCGUGCAUAGAAUGCCCCUGAAUGACUUCCUUGGCCUGUUCAACGAGAGCAACAUUGAACAGCACAAGUUGCUCCACAAUGUACAGGUCGGAUUCCAUCUCGACGGAAUCCGAAAUCACGGCUGGCUUAUCGAAAACGAGCACGUCAAGGAAGUCGAUUCCUGGCUGCUCACCCAGCCAAUCCUGGAUGUGCUAGAAACACUGCACCAGGUUGAAACCCGAGUGCAGGCCAGCAUGGGGGCCGGUGCCUCCCCCUUCCGUCUGUCACUGAAUAACUGCACGGAGCCCAGCCCGUCAUGCGACGUCACCAACUUUAAAAUUGUGACGGACAUGUGGAAGCAUGAAAUGUCCCUGAUGUUCCGCCAACCCCUCAGUCUAAAGCUUGGACGGCCUAUGCGCAACGGGCCGGCACCUAAGAUGCUACAGUCGGUGCAUGACUUCGUCUUCAAGAACAAGGGGGUCCUUCGCUACGUCGAUCCGAGCAACGUUGUGGCGAUAGCAUGGCUGAUGUGCAACCUGCGACGGCUCCGGCUCGAGUUUGACGAGGGCGAGUUUUGGACCGCGAAGUCAAAGGAGAAUUGGAGGAGUAGCAUCUGCUGCGCGCUGGCUUUCCCUAGACUUGUCUCGGACGGCAUGCCCCUCCUCGAGGAGGCGCACGUCCACAUCGGCCGCCGCUCGGUAGCGGACAACGAAGACCUCCGGGACCGCCAACCCGAUUCCCAGUACUACCGGUGGCACCAUGCAGAACACGUAAUCAUCACCUUCUCUCGGUGCUCUUCGCUCACCUCCCUGAAACUGACCGGGCAGUUUUGCCUUUCCCCCUUGGCCUUCGACGUGCUCCCUGACCCCUUCAGAGGCGGCGCACGCCCUUUCCCUGCGCUACGCAGCUUCCGGCUCGACUUCGGGCCCGAUUCCACGGGGGCGAGGUGGUACUUUGACGCGGAAACUCCGUCGUCCUCGUCCGGUCGGCCCUUCCUGCCGUGCCUGCAGAAGCGCACGCGGCCCAACGACGACAUGAUGAACCAGCUCCUCCUGAGCGCCGCGAAGGCUGUGGCCAAGAUGAGGAUGAUCGAGACUUUCUCCCUUUGCUUGAGAGACAAGUUCUACUUUGAGGCCACCAAGCGGACAUUAGAGGUGCACUUCGUCUCCAAGAACUGGCGUCACGGAGGCUGCCCGACGCUGACCUUCAAGCUGGGCAACUACGUCGAUACCUGGCGCCCGCGUGCUGAAGUUCUGGCAGCGUGGAAGGCAGCUGCUGGUAGGAUGGAGAGGAGGUUGGAGAUUUUGUUCGAGGAGUGA
Molecule: messenger RNA, 1509 nt
Organism: Chaetomium strumarium
Lineage: Eukaryota; Fungi; Ascomycota; Sordariomycetes; Sordariales; Chaetomiaceae
Exons: 2
Coding region: 1-1509 (502 amino acids)
Source: RefSeq, a predicted model, not a curated record